Molecule: messenger RNA, 1380 nt
Organism: Aureobasidium subglaciale EXF-2481
Lineage: Eukaryota; Fungi; Ascomycota; Dothideomycetes; Dothideales; Saccotheciaceae
Exons: 3
Coding region: 1-1380 (459 amino acids)
Source: RefSeq, a predicted model, not a curated record
AUGUCUUUCCUCGUUGAGACUCCUGGAGCCGACACCGUCAUCGUCGUGUCGGCUGAUCGCAGAUUCAAGCUGCACUCUGCCCAGCUCAUGCAGUGCAGCACUCUCUUCAGCGAACUGCUUCAGGCCGGUGGGCCUCCUGUCCUUCCCCGUGAAGCACUCAAGGCCGGUGUUCGCUACAUGGUCUGUCUCCAGGACCACGAUGACGCAACCAACAAACACAUCACUCCUACCUUCAGACGCAUCCAAGUGAACAAGGAUGGCAAGCCUACCAAGGGCUACUCUCAGAUAUAUGAGAGCGACAGGAGCACUCGCUUCCGUCCCAGCAUCUUCUCCGAUUACGAGAGAUUGAUUCGUGUCUUUGCCAACCAGCCAAUCGCCUUGAACGACAAGAGCGUUGAGACCUUGCUUCCCGAUGCCAUCGGCCUCAUCGAAGUCGCUGAAAAGCUAGGCUCUGUGUCAAUGAUCGCAAAGCUCAUCGAGAUCAGUCUGCUGGCCAAGGGUCAGGAUUUCUUCAAGGCUGUCUCUGUCAGCCCUGUCGUCUGGAUUGACGUUGCAUUCCGCAUUCAGUCAAAGAUGCUCUUCAAGGAAGCCCUCAUCCACCUGACUGGCAAGUACAAUGCCCUGUCGCUCACGCCUCCUGACGACUCGGUCCUCAGAAAAAACCCCAGAGCUCGCUCUGUCCUCGAUCAGCUGAAGCCCGAAAUCCGGAACUUGCUCGAGCGCAAGCACGAAGAGCUGAAGAAACGCUGUCAAGCUGUUGAAAUCGGCGUCAGCAUCCACUACCCAUCGGGCAUCCAGAAGUCUGCCGUGAGUGGCCUGGCAAGCCGCGACGGCACAGGAAGAGCAAAUUACGCACGUGACGUCUUCACCUGGAUUUCGGUCACACUCUACCGCCACUGGUGGGGCCAGACCAUGGCUAGUGAUGCCAACCACAACAACCGCUUUGGCGGCCAUGACAUCUACGUCAAGCUCCACCAAGGUGGCCAAGCCUAUCUCACUCGCGAGAUCACUGUCGGCUUCAACAAGCACUUCCCUAUGAGCGGCAAGGGCCAGGCCGUUAUCGAGAACAAUCUCGACAUCAUCAAAGCCGGAGUCGUACCCAUUGUGGCCCCGUUGAUGAAGAAUGAGAGUCAGCUUGAUCUGGUCAACAGUCCUAUCAAGUGGCUGACUUGCACCAAGGUCAAGAGUGCAGACUACAUCUGGGAGCCUGAGCCUGAGUCUGAGUUUGAGUCUGAGGAGGAGGUAGAGGAGGAGGUAGAGGAGGAGGAAUACUUCCAACCUCGUGAUAAAGGCAAGGGAAAGAGACCUGCUGACGAGGCUUUCGAGGAGGGAGAAGAUGAAGCCGAUGACGAAGACGAGGAAGACGAUGUGGAAGCUUGA